This is a messenger RNA of Amblyraja radiata (thorny skate), 530 nucleotides long. Its product is annotated as histone H2B 1/2-like. Gene Ontology annotation, molecular function: structural constituent of chromatin; protein heterodimerization activity; DNA binding. The transcript has a single exon. Gene Ontology annotation, cellular component: nucleosome. The coding region runs from base 49 to 279 and encodes 76 amino acids. The record is from RefSeq and is a predicted model, not a curated record. NCBI's taxonomy places the organism in Eukaryota, Metazoa, Chordata, Chondrichthyes, Rajiformes, Rajidae.
CGCGGGAAGUCGAGGAAGGAGAGUUAUUCCAUCUACAUCUACAAAGUGAUGAAGCAGGUUCACCCGGAUACCGGCAUCUCCUCCAAGGCCAUGGGCAUCACGAACUCGUUCGUGAACGAUAUUUUGGAGGCUUCCCGCCUGGCGCAUUAUAACAAGCGGGCGACCAUCAGCUCCCGAGAGAUUCAGACCGCGGUGCGCCUGCUUCUUCCCGGGGAGCUGGCCAAGCACGCCGUGUCGGAAGGGACAAAGGCGGCGACCAAGUACACCAGUUCCAAAUAAAGAUCCACACAUUGUUGAAAAAGCACCCAAAACCCAACGGCUCUUUUUAGAGCCACCCACAUUUUCGCAGAAAGAGUUGUACUAAUGUUUCGACAUUGAAUCGCAGCAGAAUUGUUUCAGGAUAUUUUUGCUUGGCGAAUUAUUUCACAUUCUGUUUAGUGAUUAAAUUAAAUUCCAAUAUACGCGGGAUAUUCCCGGUAUCCAUGUUGCGUUCCUGUCCAUCAAACAGAAGUAAAACUCCUUUCCCUUCA